Messenger RNA from Lactuca saligna, 672 nucleotides. NCBI's taxonomy places the organism in Eukaryota, Viridiplantae, Streptophyta, Magnoliopsida, Asterales, Asteraceae. The record is from the annotation of a GenBank genome assembly.
AUGUCGAAGUUUGUUAGUUGUUUGAAGGCAAAGCCAAGAAAGAAGCGCAUCAGUCGUAAGAACAUGGCUAGCAGUUCAACGUCUGCUAUAAACCACAUCAUAGAUGUAGAUAAAAUUAUAGAUUUAGAUGAUUUCAACUUAUCAGCUCCCCAUGAUGAUGGGGAUAAGAUGUUCAUGAUGUCUGAUGAGAAAUACACACAGGAACUACAACUUCAAGAAGCUCUAACACCUUCAGCAUCCAAAACAAAUGUAUCAUCGUCAUCACAAAAAGUUGCAUCAUCAUCAUCAUUACACGAGCGCAUUUGUGGCAUUUGCUUGGACUCAAAAGCUCUACCAGAAAUCUUUUCAAAUGCAAAGGUUUGUGGCCAUCUGUUCUGCUCUGCUUGCAUAAGCCAAUAUGUAUCUGUGAAGAUCAAAGAAAACAUCGCGAAGGUGAAGUGUCCUGACCCCAUGUGCAAAGGGCUAAUAGGACCUGAAGUUUGUCGAGAUAUAGUCCCAAAAGAAGUUCUUGAAAGAUGGGAGGAUGCUUUAUGCGAGUCUAUGAUCAUGGCUACUCAGAAAUUCUACUGCCCGUUUAAAGAUUGUUCAGCCAUGUUGGUGGAUGAUGGUGGUGUAGCUGUGACAUCGGCAUUAAUGCCCAAACUGCAACAGAUUGUUCUGUGCACAGUGUAA